Molecule: messenger RNA, 243 nt
Organism: Anisakis simplex (herring worm)
Lineage: Eukaryota; Metazoa; Nematoda; Chromadorea; Rhabditida; Anisakidae
Source: the annotation of a GenBank genome assembly
UCGAUGAAAUCCUACAGAAAUAAGCUGGAUAAUCGAUUAGGCGCCUGCAUAAUUGGAUGCUUGCUAACGAUAGCAACAGUGCUCACCAUAUACGGUCUGUUCCAUGAGACGGUAAACGAUCAUUUGGUUGAGUAUAUCACCGGAACAAAGCAGAUCAUUGUUCAAUCGCUACCUCCGCCAACAACACGAGGUACUACGUUGAUGCCUCGUAGCGCAGAAGCACUGCUGGUGGAGGGUUUGUGA